AUGGAGCUAGAGGAACCGGCUGACACUACCACCCUGAGUUAUUGGUUGAACUGGAGAGUCUUGCUAUGCGCAAUUUGGGUACUAACACCUAUGGUUUUAGCAUCAUUGAUGAUGUGGAAAUAUGAACGCCCCAACAUGCAUUUAACAUCUGACAGAAGAGACACUCAUCAGGGUCUAAAUCAGCCUUUCUGCGACAAUGAAGCAUGGAGACCUUGUUUCAAACAAAUCCACCCCGUUUGGUUGCUCGGUUUUCGGCUUUUCUCUUUCUUGUUACUUUUGGAAACGUUGAUUUUCAAAGUUCUUAUCAAUGGAGGUCGCAUAUUCCUCUAUUAUACGCAAUGGACUUUUACCUUGCUUACUGUUUAUUUUGGGUGUGGAUCGCUGCUCUCGGCUUAUGGUUGUUUCCAGUAUAUCAAUCUAAGUAGAUCAAGUGUUUCUAAUGUUGAAACAGAUGCAGAACAUGGAUCAUACAUGCCUCUCGUGUGUGAGGAAGCCACAAAUGGAGUCCGAAAAAGAAGCAUCUCUAAUCCGCAAGGGGAAGAUUUGAUGAAUGCUGGGGCAGUGAUGCUUACUGAUUCUGUUUAUUGGUUAAUUAUAUUUCCGUUUCUCACCAUCCAAGAUUACAAUCUAAAUUUUAUGACAAUUGACAUGCGUACAGUUAAUGUCAUUUUACUGCUUGGCGAGACAGCUUUAAAUUGCUUGUGGAUCAUUCAUGCCUGCAUAUCGAUCUGGCGGCCAUACCCUUUUCUUGACUUGGCAUCUCCCUCUGCUCCUUUAUGGUACUUGUUGAUUGGAAUUAUGCACAUACCAUGCUAUGGAAUAUUUACCUUGAUUGUGAAAAACGAAACACUACUUUUUGGCAAAAUGGUUUCCUUCUUCUUGUCAGUAAGUACUAAAGAUUAAAACCCGGGUUUGGUUGAAUUUUUACAGGUUAAUUCCGUCUCAAAGUGA
Morus notabilis is the source of this 951-nucleotide messenger RNA. RefSeq lists its product as uncharacterized. NCBI's taxonomy places the organism in Eukaryota, Viridiplantae, Streptophyta, Magnoliopsida, Rosales, Moraceae. Gene Ontology annotation, cellular component: membrane. The coding region runs from base 1 to 903 and encodes 300 amino acids. The record is from RefSeq and is a predicted model, not a curated record. The transcript is spliced from 8 exons.